AUGUCGUACUGCAGCAACAGCCACGAUGGUGAUGGAGGUGAGGUUAGGGCAUCACACAUGCUGGUGAAGCACCAAAGUUCGAGGCGCAAGGCGACGUGGAAGGAUCCAGAAGGCCAGGUCAUCAGAAACACCACCAGAGACAGCGACGUCUCUCAGCUAAAGGCCUUCCGUGAUGACAUCAUUUCUGUCAAAUCCAAGUUUGAGGACAUCGCCUCUCGCUCCUCGGAUUGCAGCUCUGCCAAUCGCGCCGGUGAACUCGGUCACUCCCAAUUUGUUUUCCAGAAUACUUCAAAUACUGCUAGAAGAUGGGAACCAUCUUGA
This is a messenger RNA of Arachis ipaensis, 321 nucleotides long. Lineage: Eukaryota; Viridiplantae; Streptophyta; Magnoliopsida; Fabales; Fabaceae. The record is from RefSeq and is a predicted model, not a curated record.